AUGGUCCAGAGAGCCCAAUUCACUAAUCUUCUCGACCUUCGACGCGCUAACAAUGUCUCUAUCGGUCUCUCCCGGUUUACCCGCCGGGGUCUUGGGACACUCGAAAUCGUACAGGCAGUCCGCACUAUGGACGUCGAAACGCUCUCAGCCGAUGAUCUCACCAUGGUUCAAAAGCUUUUGCCGACUCCAGAGGAACGUCUUAUGCUCCAUACGCACUUGUCCUCACCUCCCAAACCCGACGCACCUCCUUUGGCACCCGCGGAGCAGUUCAUGAUUGAGAUGAUGCAGACGCCCGACAUCACUGAAAUGGUGACAGCGUCCCUUUUGAACGCCUCAGCUGAUCACGAAGUCACGGAGAUUGUGUCCAAACUCGAUAAAUGUAUCACGGUAUGCGAAGAGAUUAAGACGAGCGAAAAGCUCAAAGUGUUGCUAAGGAGUGUAUUGGAACUGGGAAACUUGACCAAUUAUGAAUACUCGAAUGGAGCUAGGGGAGGUGCGGGCUUCCGACCUUGGAUGGGCAAAGAAGCACGAGCGCUGGGUGUUAAAGUGGAUGGGUUGGCGAGGCUGAGGGAUGUCAAAAGCGCGGAUGGAAAAUGGAGUUUGAUGAGUUUCUUGGUGGAUAUGGUUGAAAGGUCGAGAGGGGAUGUUCUGGACCUUCCCUCUGACUUCUCUCUCCUCAAACAAAUUCGGCACUACGAUAUGCGCGACAUGGUUCAACAGAUGCGGUCGCUCGAAUCUACAUUAGCCCGUCUCCAAUCGCACACAUUUUCAUCUGAUCCCACGACGGCCGCCUACGUCACAAGCUCACUCCAACCGUUUUUCGCACGGAUGACAGCUCUCAUGGCAACCCUGGCCUCCAAAACUGCCGAAUUUAAGACUGCUUGGAAAACAGCCGCCAAAUAUCUCGGCGAAGACUUGGACACCUACGUGGAGUUUGGGGAACCAUACAAAAAAGUUCCAGAAGGCCAACGGGAAAAGAAACAGCCUACUCAUGUUUUCAUCAUGCUUGAACUGUUUUUCAGAGCUUUUGAGGAUGCAGUUGCUGACAAUCUGCGGAGGAAGAGGGAAGAGGCGCGGCGAAAGCGGCGGGAAGUGGAAGAAAGGAGCUGGAAGAAGCGCAAAGAGGAAUCGGUUGUUGUGCAGGUUGAGGGACAAACCUACGAAGCGCAGAAAGAGGAAGCUGUUACACUCUUUCGACGGUUUUCGCAACGAAUUUUAAGAAAUGAUACUGUACCGGGUGAUCAACAUGUAGAUCAGGAGGGUGAAGUUGAACACGUAGAAGAUGAGCUGGAUGACGGACAUAUUGUACAAGACGCUGAUGACGGUGGGGUUUGGGUUGAAGAGGAGCAGGAGGAGGAAGGCUAUGAAACCAGGUGGGAUGAAGAGGACAUUGAGCAGGUGGUUGUAGUUGGAUAA
Spizellomyces punctatus DAOM BR117 is the source of this 1416-nucleotide messenger RNA. RefSeq lists its product as uncharacterized. The transcript has 3 exons. Gene Ontology annotation, cellular component: actin filament; cytoplasm. NCBI's taxonomy places the organism in Eukaryota, Fungi, Chytridiomycota, Chytridiomycetes, Spizellomycetales, Spizellomycetaceae. The record is from RefSeq and is a predicted model, not a curated record. Gene Ontology annotation, biological process: actin filament polymerization. Gene Ontology annotation, molecular function: microtubule binding; actin binding. Bases 1 to 1416 code for a protein of 471 amino acids.